Messenger RNA from Benincasa hispida (wax gourd), 2752 nucleotides. Lineage: Eukaryota; Viridiplantae; Streptophyta; Magnoliopsida; Cucurbitales; Cucurbitaceae. The record is from RefSeq and is a predicted model, not a curated record.
CCGACGACCGGCACCAGUUCGUCUACUGGGCUCUUGUUUUAAACGGAGAGAGCUAAAAACUCGGAGGCUAUGGCUGUUAGAGCUACAGUCUCUCGUUUCCCAAUUGACGCUGAUGCUCAGGAGAAUUCCGGCCUUCCAUGGGGUGUUUCCCUCACCCCCUUCGCUUCCAAGGACGAGAAUGGCCGUCCUCCGGUCUACGGAUCCGACGCCCACCUCCUUCCCCGCUGCGAGCAUUGCUGGGCCUACUUCAACUCCUAUUGUGACCUCGAGCAUUGGGCAUGGACCUGUGCCCUCUGCGGUACCCUCAAUGGCCUCUCUUCCAAGGCGAUUGCUCGAUUCUCCAAUCCUGAAUCCUGCCCCGAGAUGAUGUCCUCUUUCAUAGAUCUCGAGUUGCCUGAUGAAGGCUCCGGAGGAGAAGCGAUGCAAGCUCGUCCAGUAUAUGUUGCAGCCAUUGAUCUGUCAUCUUCAGAAGAAUUUUUGGAGCUCACGAAAAGUGCAUUACUGGCAGCUUUAGAAGCUCUUGGGCCUGGUUCACUUUUUGGUCUUGCUACCUUCAGCCACAAACUAGGUUUAUAUGAUGUUCAAGGUCCUAUACCCGUUGUGAAGAAUGUCUUCAUUCCCCCUGAUACAGAGGGCACCCUACCAAUUGAACUUGAAGAUGUAAUGCCUUUGUUGCAGUUUUUGGCACCGGUGGAAACCUGUAAGGAUCGCAUUGAGGCUGCUCUUGAAACUCUUCGACCAACAACAUCAUGGGAGAGAACUACAGCAGCAGGUCAAGGAAUAGAUGGUAUAUUGAUGGGUGGAAGAGGUUUUGGUGUGGCUAUGGAAGCACUCCUUAAUUACCUCGGAUCAGAAUAUGGGAACAUAUUUGCAUUAGCUAGAGUUUUUGCUUUCCUAUCUGGUCCUCCUGAUUAUGGAGCUGGGCAACUUGACACAAGGCGAUAUGGGGAGCAAUAUGCUAGUAAAGGAGAGGAUGCUGACCGUGCAUUACUUCCUGAGCAAACCCCAUUUUAUAGAGAGUUGGCUGCAGUUGCCGUUCAAGCAGGAGUUUGUGUAGACAUAUUUGCUGUUACAAAUGAAUACACUGAUUUGGCAUCCCUAAAAUUUCUUAGCAUUGAAAGUGGUGGCUCACUAUGCUUCUAUUCAAGUACUGAUGACUCAACUCUUCCUCAGGAUAUGUAUCGGAUGUUAAGCCGGCCUUAUGCUUUUGGUUGUGUAUUGCGAUUAAGAACUUCUACUGAAUUCAAGCCUGGCCGUUCCUAUGGUCAUUUUUUCCCAGAUCCACAAUAUGAGAAUGUUCAACACAUUAUCUGUUGCGAUUCUUAUGCAACAUAUGCAUAUGACUUUGAGUUUGCAAAUAAUGUUGGAUUUUCAAGGCACGCUCCUGGGUUUCCCAUUGUGCAGAUUGCUUUCCAGUAUACGGUUGUUGUGCCUCCCGAGGAGCUUUCUAGUUCUAUUUCAUCUAGUAGAACGGAACAUUCCCUUAAACGAAGACUGAGGAUACGAACUAUACAGUUUGGUACUGCUCAAAAUUUCAAUGAGCUUUACGACAGUGUUGAGCCUGAGGCGGUUCUCUCAUUGCUCGUUCACAAGGUUAUAUUAGCUUCUUUGGAGCAAGGUGUUCGAGAGGGCAGGGCUCUACUUCAUGAUUGGCUUGUAAUUCUUACAGCACAAUACAAUGAUGCUUAUAAACUUGUUCAUUACAAAAAUGGAGCUUCAGGAACUUCUCUGGUUGAUGUUGCAUUCUCUCAGUGUCCGCAACUUCAAUCUCUACCUCGCUUGGUCUUUGCUUUACUUAGGAACCCUCUCCUUCGAUUUCAUGAGGAAGGUAUCCAUCCCGACUACCGGAUCUAUCUGCAAUGCCUUUUCAGUGCACUUGAACCAAGUUCCCUACAUUGUGCUGUGUAUCCAGUGUUGACAUCAUAUUCUACCCCGGACAUUCAAGCAUAUCCACGUCACUCAUUGAGUCGUGCUGCACUGAUUACAAGUGGCAGUCCCAUAUUUUUCCUUGACGCGUUCACAACUCUAAUUGUGUUUUAUUCUUCCACCGCAGACCCUAUGCUUCCGUUUCCUCCACCUCAAGAUUGUUUAUUAAGAACUACAAUUAACGAACUAAAACAAGACAGAUGCAUCACUCCGAGACUCAUAUUUAUCCGGGGAGGUCAGGAUGAUGCUACAGCUUUUGAAAACUAUCUUAUAGAGGAACAGGAUGUCGAUGGAAGCGGCCUCACUAGCGUCAUGGGUUUCGUUUCCUUCCUCGAAGAUGUGAAGCAGAGUGUUUUGGAAUAUCUGAAAUAGACUGCAUUGCUUGGCAUUCAUCUUUCAUUGCUACUAAAAGCAUUAGCAACAAUGCAUGCUCAAAACGUCCUGAUAUUUCAACUACUCUCGAGUCUGAACAAUGAGUCGUCCCGAUCAGCAAUAGAGGGAUGUUCUAUAUGAAUGCUUGCAGAAAAUUUGGAUUUUCCUCAUGGCGUAGAAGAUCCCUUGAGGUGGACACUACACAAAGAUCAUUUUCAGGUGCUUAUUACUUGUUGCUACAUCUUUAUGAAAGCAAUUCACAGGUCUUGCCAAUAUUUUUCUUGUCUGAACAUAAUAAAUAUAGCUAUGAGACUUGGUAGAACUGUUUUCAUUAGAUAUUUUUUCAGCAUUGUAUUGCGAUUGUGAAAUACUUAGUUGACUGGAAAAGUAACUAGUUUUUCCUCUAUCUUUAUUGUAGAUAAUUUGAUAGGAUAAUUUUAUUCUUGUGGAAUAA